UCCCGGGCUGGGCGGUGCCCGCGGGAAUUUGAAAUGGCUGAAGGGUUGCUGGCGGGGUUUGGGCUGGAGUCCGAAGCCAUGGGGCCGCAUCCGGAGCGCACGGGCUGGGCGGCCGAGGAGGAGCCGGCGCCCCUGGAGAAAGCCUUGUUCCAGGACGGAGGCUCGUGCAGCGACUGCAGCGGGGACAGCGGGCCCGGGUCCCGGUUACCCAGCUUCGUGCUGCAGGGGAAGACCAGCUUCCCGGAGCUGUUCCAGACGGACCACCUGCUGUUCUACGAGCGCUUCUCGGCCUACCAGGACUACAUCCUAGCGGACUGCAAGGCCUCGGAGGUGAGAGAGUUCACCGCCGAGUUCCUGGAGAAGGUCCUCGAACCGUCCGGAUGGCGGGCCGUCUGGCACACGAAUGUGUUCGAGGUGCUGGUGGAGGUCAGGGACGUGGACUUCGAGGCCCUGAAGGCCGUGGUGCAGCUGGCGGAGCCCUGCCUCUGCGAGUCCCCGCUGAGCACCUUCACCCCCGAGUGCCUGCGCGAGCUGCUGGACCUGAAGGCGUGGCGGCUGCCCCUACAGGAGCUCUGGGUGGUGUUCGACGGCUCCGGCGCGCUCGACCAGACCGCGCUCGCCGUCGAGCACGUCAGGUUUUUCUACCAGCACAUCUGGAGGAGCUGGGACGAAGAGGAGGAGGAUGAGUACGACUACUUCGUCAGAUGCGUGGAGCCGCGGCUGAGACUGCACUACGACAUCCUGGAGGACCGCGUGCCCUCGGGGCUGGUGGCCGAGUACCGCAGCCGGCUGUCCCAGUGCGAGGACGUGUACCGGAACUUCCUGAGCCUGCGCAGCAGCCUGUCGGCCUGCGACUCGGACAGCGAGCAGGGGAACCUCUCCAUGGUGGAGGGGCUGAAGCUGUACUCCGAGAUGGAGCAGCUGAAGCAGAAGCUGAAGCUCAUCGAGAACCCCCUGCUGAGGUACGUGUUCGGGUAUCAGAAGAAUUCUAACAUCCAAGCCAAGGGCGCCCGUCCCCAGGGCCAGAAGGUCACCCACGUGGUGGCGUCCACCUUGACGGCGGGGCUGCUGCGGUCCCUGCUCCGGCACAGGCUGUGUCGCGAGCCCUGUGAGGAGGACGCCGAAGUCCAGUUCCACAGGGACCUGCUGUCGGCCGUCGGCGCCUGCUACGAAGGCGACACCGUCAUCGUCUGUCCCGGCCACUACGUGGUGCACGGCCCCUUCGCCCUCGCGGACUCCAUCGAGCUGGAGGGGUUCGGGCCCCCCGACGACGUGGUGAUCGAGCAGCGGGGCAAGGGGGACACGUUCGUGGACUGCACGGGCGCCGACGUCAAAAUCUCCAACAUCAAGUUCGUGCAGCACGAUGCGGUCGAAGGGAUCUUAAUCAUCCACCAGGGCCGGACUGCCGUGGAGAACUGCGUGCUGCAGUGCGAGACGACCGGCGUCACCGUGCGCACCUCCGCCGAGUUCCUGAUGAAGACCUCGGACCUGUACGGGGCCAAGGGAGCGGGCGUGGAGAUCUACCCUGGGAGCACGUGCACGCUGAGCGACAGCGAGAUCCACCACUGCAAGGAGGGCAUCCUCAUCAAGGACUUCUUGGACGAGCACUACGACCUCCCCAGAAUAUCCAUGGAGAACAACAUCAUACACAACAACGAAGGCUACGGCGUCGUGCUGGUGAAGCCGACCAUUUUCUCCGACCUGCAGGAGAGCGCCCCCGGCGGAGCCGAAGACAAUAAAGCCCUGAAGUCCCAGACCAGCCGAGAGGCAGAGGCGGCCGAGAGAGUGGACCUGGAGGAGCUGAUUGAGUGCGCGGCGGCCGGGAGGGCGGGGCUCGGCGCCAGGCCCGGCCUCCCGGAGCAGGUCGAAGGCAACUGCGAGAUCGUCAGCGAGCUGGUGGCGGCGUCCACCCAGAAGGGCCGGAUGAAGAAGAAGAGGCUGAGCGAGCUGGGGAUCACGCAGGCGGACGACAACCUGAUGUCGCAGGAGAUGUUCGUGCGCAUCGUGGGGAACCAGUUCAAGUGGAACGGCAAGGGCAGCUUCGGCACGUUUCUGUUCUGACCUGGCGCUCAGGCAGUGGGGGGCGGGGCGCGGCACCCGGCCCGGGAUCCCUGCCGCCCUGGCCCUCCUCCUCGUCCGUGCAGAUUCGAGUGCCGGUGGGCUCCCGGCUGCAGGCGCACAGAGAACGUGCCGGGUGUUUAAGAGGCGCUAAAGUCAUGUAAAGUAGAAGGUGCUGCAGACUUCGUGCCUAGAAAGGCUUGCACGGUUCUGUGACAUUGGGCCUACUGGUAACCUCCCAGUGUAAAUACACUUCAGCGACCCAGCACUUCCGAGAGCAGGAGGGAGUCGGGGGACGCGGGGCGGGGCACACGCUCGCGGUCCGGGUCGGUUGCGCAGACUUCCCGCGGUGUCCGCUGCUCCUGCGCCUGGCGUCCGUGGCGUCUGGGCGCGGUGCCCGUCUCAGGAGAGCGGCUGUUCUAACCGGGGCUGCCUGCCUCACAGCCUCUGCCCCAGGGCGGGGGCUGAGGCGACCCGCGUCGCCGUGGAGACAGGAGAUGACGAGAGCAGUUAGCGGCAGAGGUGCGGUGAGCCACCCUGAGCCAGGGCCUCCGCCGGGCGCUGCUGCUGGGGGUGCUGAUGAAACCGAAGCUGGCGCCUCACCGCGGCGGCGCUCUGAUCCAACCGCGUGCAGACCACACCCGGUGCGCGCCGCGCCGGCGCUGUGCUGCACCGUCAAGUGCAAAACCCGCCUUUUAAAAAUAUUUAUAUUAAGAGAUACUGUAUGUGACAUUAAUAUGUCUAUUGAUUAAAAUUAUACUGAUGAAC
Molecule: messenger RNA, 2826 nt
Organism: Phyllostomus hastatus (greater spear-nosed bat)
Lineage: Eukaryota; Metazoa; Chordata; Mammalia; Chiroptera; Phyllostomidae
Gene: SHCBP1
Product: SHC binding and spindle associated 1
Exons: 13
Coding region: 34-2061 (675 amino acids)
Biological process (GO): fibroblast growth factor receptor signaling pathway
Source: RefSeq, a predicted model, not a curated record